This is a messenger RNA of Acanthosepion pharaonis, 558 nucleotides long. NCBI's taxonomy places the organism in Eukaryota, Metazoa, Mollusca, Cephalopoda, Sepiida, Sepiidae. The record is from the annotation of a GenBank genome assembly.
AUGACACUUCCUUUCACCUUUUCACCGACCGGACAAUUAACCCCAUGUUGCGUCACUGUUCCCGUUCGUGUCGGUACUAAAGGAUCAGCUUUUUCCUUCAAUCACCGAGAACUCUCUCUCUCUCUCUCUCUCUCUCUCUCUCUCUCUCUCUCUCUCUCUCUCUCUCUCUCUCUCUCUCUUAGCUUCUGUACAUUACGACGCGCGGCUGAUAACGCUCUUUCUCUCGCUCUCUCUCUCUCUCUCUUAGCUCCUGUACAUUACGACGCGCGGCUGGUAACUCUCUCUCUCUCUCUCUCUCUCUCUCUUAGCUUCUGUACAUUACGACGCACGGCUGGUAACUCUCUCUCUCUCUCUCUUGGCUUCUGUACAUUACGACGCGCGACUGGUAACACUCUCUCUCUCUCUCUCUCUCUCUCUCUCUCUCUCUUAGCUUCUGUACAUUACGACGCGCGUCUGAUAACUCUCUCUCUCCCUCUUUCUCUCCCUCUUUCUCUCUCUCUUAGCUUCUGUACAUUACGACGCGCAGCUGGUAACUCUCUCUCUAUCUCUCUCUCUUAG